Molecule: messenger RNA, 4816 nt
Organism: Dermacentor albipictus
Lineage: Eukaryota; Metazoa; Arthropoda; Arachnida; Ixodida; Ixodidae
Source: RefSeq, a predicted model, not a curated record
ACUUAAGGAACACGAUGAUCAAAACAAAGGUCGUCGUAAAGGACAUCCCGAGGUCGACAUGGCGUCUGCGGUGCCACCCACAAAACGAGGAUGAAGCACAAGAUUUUAUAAAAAGGAACCAAGGAGUGCGCAGACCUUAUCAUUUCAUCUGGUUGCUCAUUCGUCACGGCUGGCAAGAGCAGGUGUGGUCGACCGCCGUCGCGAUCAUGUACUACUUAUCUAUCCUGCUGCGGAUCCCACUUUUUCAUGGCCUGCUCGCGGGUGGUAGCGUCGGCCUCUCCUUCAACCAAGCCGUGCUAUUGCUGGUUGCGUCGUGUGUUGCGGAGGGCUGCGUGUGCAACUUCUGCGUCACGCUUUCCGUCCGGUGCCAGACCAGAGCUCAACUACUGCUGCAGACGGCUGUUUUCAAAAAGGUGACCUGCCUUUCAGCCGCCGGUGUAGCGGCCAGUCCAUCCGGCUUCGUGUCUACACUGCUCAUCACUGAUCCCUGGGUGGUGUCUAUCUACACCAAUUUCUUAGCGAACGCCGUCAUAGGCCUUCUCUGUAUUCCGGUCGUCUUGUCUGCGCUGGCACACGAAAUGGGCUACGAACCCCCCUGCGCCUGUUUAGCCUGGAUAGUGGCGGUCGCAUUGGCCUGCGUGGUCAUAGAACCGCUGCUCUACAAAAGAUACAGAGUGCUGUACAGGUUUCGAGACGAACGCCUAAAGAAGUUCACUGACUUCCUUCUAUCCAUAAGGUCUAUCAAAAUGUCCGCCCUCGAAGAUGUAUUUAAGAAAAGCCUUCUUCAUCUGAGAUUAAAGGAAAUUAACCAAGCCUACCGUGUCAACACUCUGGAUAUGCUUCUCGAAACAUUGUUUAGUGCGUCGAGCACGCUGAUGAUAAUCAUUGCAUUUGGAACGUUGACUUUUACGAAGCCAGAGGCCAUUUUCAGUCCCGCUGCCAUGUUUUCAUGUGUAUACACGCUCACAAUAAUGGAGACUUUGUCAACAGGUGCUCCGCACGUCAUCAGGCUAAAAAGCCCGGCGUUCCGGAGCUGUAGAAGAUUAAUGACCUUUUUAAAAGAGGAAGAGUACAGUAGGGUGGAAGCUGAAAACCGACAUUCUCGUAACGUCAAAGUCGGCGAGGUCACAUUGAAGGACUGCUCUUUCGCUUGGGCCAAGAGGGACAAACAAGUUGACGAUCCUGUCUUGGAUGAUAUUAACCUGCAAAUUGAGCCCGGCUCGUUCGUUGGCAUCGUGGGCCCAGUGGGCAGCGGCAAGUCUUCCCUCCUGUCAGCCAUCGUUGGAAACAUGAGACAGCUGAGUGGCGCUGUCUCUCUCAACGGCUCAAUCGGUAUUGUGUCUCAAGCGCCACAGAUAUUAAACAUGUCUAUACGAGACAAUAUAAUCUUCGGGCGGAAGUUUGAUGAGUUGUACUACGCGAAAGUUGUGGAAGCUUGCCAGCUCUGUCGUGACAUCAACAUGAUGCCAGCAGGAGACCUCACCGAAGCCGGGGAUAAGGGUGAAAUGCUGAGCGGCGGCCAGAAGCAGCGAGUGGCGCUAGCACGGGCAGUGUACUCCUGCAGUGACAUCUACCUGCUGGACGAUCCGACCAGUUCCCAAGACGCUCGCGUGGCACAACGCAUCGUGCACCAAGUACUCGCACAAGGUGGCCUCCUUGCUAGCAGGACACGAGUCUUGGUGACCAACAACUUAAGGCUGCCCUUAUCUCCAAACCAAUGGUUGUUAAUGCACGAGAAGAAAGGAAUCAUGUUUCGUGAUUUGAAAGAAUUGAAAGACCACCCCGGUGCACCAGUUGAAUUAUUCGAAAACCCGACUUCAAGGCGUCUACCGGAACGCACAAACAGCUUGAAACACAGCGAACCAUAUUUAGAAGAAAACGAGGAGAAAUUGAAGGUCAUCAAAGAAGAAGGAAUGCCAAACAAGGGAUUCUUUGAAAUCGUGCGAGCGUACUUCAAGUACUCUGGCUCUUGUGCGCCGGCGGCACUGCUAUUCUUGGCAGCGAGUGCCGUAUUUGUGGCCUGUCAAAUGCUUUGCAUUAAAGCCUGGGCGGCGACGAUGAUGAGCGACACCCUAAACACGAUGAACUCGGGGCGGAGCAUUCUUUGUUGGCUCGCCUUCUUUUGCUUGGGAGAUGUUAUCCUAAGGCUUAUCGGGGGCAUGCUGUUGGCUCGCGCCAACCACCACCGUUCGCUGAAGCUUCAUGCCGACAUGCUGGAGCGCGUAGCCGGCAGCGCGCUCUCUUUCUUCGACGCUACGCCAAGGGGGCGGACCUUCAAUCGUUUCUCCGUGGAUCUGGAUAUAAACGACACUCGUGUAUUUGUGUUCUUCAAGCUGCUCCUGCAGAACCUCCUUUACGUGUUCGCACGUCUCGCUGUGAUUGGAACCCAGGCGCCCUUGGUGUUCGGCCUUACUCUUUGUGCGCAGAUUAUCUUGCUAUUUUGCAUGCGCUAUUUGAUACGGGCCACGACGUUUGGACGCCUCUACGAAAGCAACUGCCUGUCUCGAGUACUCCAGCACCUGACCGAGACACUCGAUUGUGCAAGCCUGAUACGCAGCUGCGGUGUCAUGGAACGUUUCUGCGCUCGGUCCCGCCGAUUCAUAACUACAUACCUGGAGGCGUUCAACGUGUUUAUCUACUGCUUCGCUAUGGGCCGUCUCAUCAGUACCAUCUGCGCCCUAGUGGUCAUAGUGCUCACCGUAGCUAUAAUCGUUGCACCAGGCCAUGAUGACCCAAGUUCUGCUGCAAUGGCCGGCCUGUCCCUGUUGGCAGCAUUCACGGUUCCAUUUGCUAUGGUGAUGACUUUCCUAGGCGGCUUCUGGAACGCGCAGGGUGACGCUGCUUUCCAGAGGACUCUGGAAUAUACGGAAUUACCUUUGGAAAAGGAAUUUCUUACAAAGCGCAAAGAUUCCACCGGUCACCCAAAACACAGGAGUCCCCGGAUUUUUGUUCAGCCCUACGAUGACUUGUGGCCCAGUAAAGGGGUCGUGAGAUUUGAAAAUUUCAGCGCCUCCUAUCGACCGGGGAUCACCGACGACACGCUCAAAGGAAUAUCCUUUGUAGCAGAAGCGGGACAGAAGUUGGCUGUCGUGGGGAGGACGGGUGCCGGAAAGUCAUCGCUUGUACUUGCACUUCUGCGUAUGAUCCAGCGCACAUCAGGAAUGAUCACCAUUGAUGGAAUAGAUAUACACACGCUUCCAUUGAGUCGCCUUCGUACUGUAAUUAGCGUUAUCCCACAGGACUACUCCAUGUUUACUGGCACGCUACGUGAAAACUUGGACCCACACGGCAGCCACUCAGAUGAAGUCCUCUGGAGAGUUCUUAGGAGCGUGCACCUAAGUGACUUCGUCGAAACGACCCCUGAGGGGCUGUCAUUCUCCGUGUCUCAAAAGGGAGAAAACCUGAGUGCCGGUCAGCGACAACUGGUGGCGCUCGCGGGCGCCCUCCUGCGAGACACAAGAAUUCUGGUGCUGGACGAAGCAACUUCCCAGAUGGACUCCGACACGGAGCGCAAGGUGCAGACGACUUUGAGGGAGAGCUUCGCGCACUGCACCGUUAUCACGAUAGCGCACCGCAUCGACACCAUACUAGACUACGACAGAGUCGUCGUCAUGGGUGAGGGUCGAGUGCUGGAGUUCGGCGGUGUACGAGAUCUGCUGACCAACCGAUGUUCCGUGUUUCGCAGCAUUGCUAUCAGCGCUGGAAUUGACGUCGAGAAAAGAAUACCGAGCAUGAAAUCAAAAUAAAGAUGACAUCACCAUCUGGACAAAGGUGAAUCCCCAGGAGCUUAACAGGAUGCACUUUAAGAAGCCGUGGAUCGUAUAGAAAACUAUCUCAAGGGUUGUCAGUUCGCGUGCGCACCGGAAAAAUCGGGGCUUCUCAUACUAAAAGCGAGAACCAGGGGAAGACCGCCAGAAAGGUGAAAUAGGAGAACCAGAACUCUGUCCUAACGGAGUGCAAAUCGAUGAAGCAGAAUCACUCAAAAUCUUAGGCCCACGUCUGCACAAGGACAGACCGGGCGCCACCACCCUACCCAAACCGCAAGAAAUCCUCACGCAAAACGCACAAUUGGCACGACGGGUAGCAAACAGAAGAUAAGGCUUGAAAGAACUAGAUGCAGUAAGAAUUAUUCAAGCCCUCAUCUCACCAUCAGCAAAAUGACCUAAGGCACCCCUUACAUAGACCUGAACAAAAACUAGACACCGUCAUCCGGAAGGCCUUCAAGAUUGCCAAUGGGAUCUCCGAACGCAACUCCAAACAACGACUACUCCGCUCAGGUGUCGACAACAGCUGGGAGGAGCUGGCGGAAGCAAACAAAGUUAACCAACUCGAAUGUCUCACUUACUGAAAUAGUAAAGGCAACACUCACAAGAUUAGGAUAUGCUAAAGUUAUGCAACUGCUCAACGAGAAAAGGAUAAUCCCAGAGACAAUUCGACAGUGCAUCUCCGUAGCCCCCGUUCCAAGAAAUGCGCAUCCAACCCACCAUGAAGGUAAAAGAAAAGCCAGAAUAGAGACUCUCCGAAAAACCUAUGGACGACAUCCGGACACACGAUACACCGAUGCAGCGAUAUACCGAUACAGGAACUCCGGCCCACGCGAUCAAUGCCGUCGACAGACAGAGUAAAGAGGGAACAGCAGCUGGCAUUUUAACAAGAGAAACGGAUACGGUAGAAGAAAGAGGAAUAGCCAUGGCCUUGUCAACCUGUGAGGAGGAAACAGGAAGGUGAUAGACACCUAGCCUGCUUGAGUUUUUUAAAUAUGGUAAUCAUGCGUUUCAUUUUUUUGUUUCAUUAUAUGGAUCAUUCCAUGCCAACU